Messenger RNA from Ostertagia ostertagi, 600 nucleotides. Lineage: Eukaryota; Metazoa; Nematoda; Chromadorea; Rhabditida; Trichostrongylidae. The record is from the annotation of a GenBank genome assembly.
AUGGCGAGUAAGGUAGCACGUGUAAGGAAGAAGGAGGUUGUGAAGGUUGUCCAUGGUGCUCUUCUGAAAACUAAUAUAAAGGCGCAGAUGGCGUCUGCAGCCCCACCGUUGGGUCCGCAGCUUGGUCAACGAGGAUUGAAUGUUGCAAACUUUUGCAAAGAAUUUAACAAAGAGCCGUCACAUCAAACGCGUAGUGUACCACUUCCCACACGCAUUUCGAUAAAGCCUGAUCGAACGUACGAUUUGGAGAUUUGCACAACGCCGACAACGUCAUGGCUCCUGAAGCAGGCAGCUGGAAUCGCGAGAGGAAAACAAAAUACUGAAUCUUCUGCAGAUGAAAUCGCUGGAAAGAUUUCCGUGAAGCAUGUUUAUGAAAUAGCCAAAGUGAAGUCGAGAGACAAAGUUUUGCAAGGAGUACCUUUGCAGUUCAUAUGUAGACAGAUAGUGCAACAGUGCCGAAUGAUAGGAAUCCAAGUACAGCGAGAGGAUUUGGAUCCAGUGGAGCUGAAGAAGUUCCUCGAUGAACGACGUGAGAUUGUAGCAGAACAGUUGAAGGCGCUUGCAGAUAAGAAAGCAGCAAAGAUGUUGAGAACUACUUAG